GUUGUGUUGUGCUGUGUUGUGUCUUUCGUGCAAUAUAGUAUGUUUCGUUUGCUUGUGAUCGCCGCCUUCUUGGCAGCCAGUGCACACGCCUAUUCCGAAGGAGCGCCUAGGGCCGCUUGUGGAGACCUCACACCCCAGCAUGGAGCCAAGCUGCAAACCAUAAAGCCACCCUACUCUAUAAGCGGACCCCCGCAUGUGCUCAAAGGCGAAACUGUGAAGCUUACACUUGGCGGUGAUAAGUUCCUCGGUUUCAUGAUCCAGGCUCGUGAUGGCCAGAAUCGUCCUGUUGGCCAAUUCAAGGUACUGGACACGAAGGCGCAAACCCUGGACUGCUCUGGACCACAGGACACUUUGACACAUCUGAGAGCUCAGAAGGAUAGCCCCAUUUCCGGUGUAUCCUUUGAGUGGCAACCACCGGCCGGCUACAAAGGCAACGUUAAAUUCAUGGCCACUGUAGUGCAAACCGGAUUUGUCUAUUGGGUGGGACGAGUCACCAAGGAUGUCGAUGUGGAGUAAACGCUGGUGUUCAGAUUAAGAAUUAUUCGUUUAUUAAGCUCAAUGCUUCUUAAUACAUUUGUGAUACAAAUUUGAUGAGAGUACUUCAAAUCUUUGAUUAUUAUUGAUGAUUUUAAUGCUCGAAGACAUUACAAACUAUGUUUUAGAAAUGUGUUGUUGUUAAACAAUGUUUUCUUGUAAUAAAGUCUCAGUCGGUUCUUAAUAUAACAAAAUA
This is a messenger RNA of Scaptodrosophila lebanonensis, 730 nucleotides long. RefSeq names its product defense protein l(2)34Fc (gene l(2)34Fc). The transcript is spliced from 3 exons. The record is from RefSeq and is a predicted model, not a curated record. Gene Ontology annotation, molecular function: oxidoreductase activity, acting on metal ions. NCBI's taxonomy places the organism in Eukaryota, Metazoa, Arthropoda, Insecta, Diptera, Drosophilidae. Bases 40 to 516 code for a protein of 158 amino acids.